UCUGUCAUCGGCGGUCUCGGGUUGUGCGAAGAAAAACUUUUCAACAUGAAUUUGUUAAUGAAAAUAGCAUUUCUAAUCUCCGUUAUUGUUUCUUCUACGUUUCACUUUGUGCAAGCGAACUCUCUCGAGUACGACGGAUGGCUCAACAUAGCGCUGUAUCAUGCCUUGGACUGCGAUGAGCCGAACAAAUUCACGCUGCGGGGCAAUGUGACGGUCACGAAUCGUAACACGGGACUGGUGUCCGUCGCCCAAGAACCACUAUCAUUGCAGGAUCGAAACAAACUGAAACGCCUUGCCCAGGAGAACCGGCUUUAUCGGCUGGAGGCACAUGUUUCCGAUUCCGACGGGGUUACCACGUUUUUGACUUCCACCAAAGCGUGCGCCUUGGCAAAAUCGCAACUCACCGACGUGCUGUGGGUAUCGCUGGACCACUCCGGCACGGUGACGGGCAUUACGCAGUCGGUGAGCAAUGGCAACGCGAACCACUGCCACGAUCUGUCCAACAGCGACGUGGAUGUGCUGGAUGAGUUCAAUACCGACGUGUAUGUGAAGCACAUAGAAACGGCCCCCAUUCCGGAUACGGCCAGCUUCAUACAGAAGAUGGAACGAGAACGGGAAGCCAGGGAGCGUGGUGAAACGAAGGAUAAUCGCAGCUUCUUCGCUAAAUAUUGGAUGUACCUCGUCCCGGUGGUGAUCCUACUUCUCAUUUCGGCAACCAACCCCGAGGCUGGACAACGCUAACCGCUCUGUGGCAACCAUUUUAGUUAAUUUAAGCUACACGAAGCCAAAAUACAGAACGACAACAGAGACCAAUCCGGUAUAAAGUUCA
Anopheles bellator is the source of this 829-nucleotide messenger RNA. It is a transcript of the gene EMC10, whose product is annotated as ER membrane protein complex subunit 10. Lineage: Eukaryota; Metazoa; Arthropoda; Insecta; Diptera; Culicidae. The transcript is spliced from 4 exons. Gene Ontology annotation, cellular component: EMC complex. Bases 46 to 741 code for a protein of 231 amino acids. The record is from RefSeq and is a predicted model, not a curated record.